Molecule: messenger RNA, 5204 nt
Organism: Paramecium sonneborni
Lineage: Eukaryota; Ciliophora; Oligohymenophorea; Peniculida; Parameciidae
Source: the annotation of a GenBank genome assembly
AUGCUCAUAAAUUUAUUUCUUAAGGAUUAAUCAAAUUUAGAGAAGGAUUUAAAGAAUUUUGUAUUGUAUUUGAGAAAUGAUAGUAAGUAUAAUGAUUUAUUAAGAAGUCGAAAAAGGGAUUGCAUAUGUCAUAAAUGAAGAAGUGCUAAGAAUAGGGUCUGUUCAUUCUGUUAGUUUGAUUAAGAAUAAUGAUUUGAUACAAUGGCAGGUAAUAUUUGAGCAUGCAUUUAUAAAAAGUAUUUAAAGAGCAGAUAUAAUAAAAAUAAAUGAAUUGUUCAGUUUGUGGAUUGAAUUUCAUUAGAAAGGAUAAAGGUUGUCAAUAAAAGGAAUGUCAAAAAUGUAAAUUAAUAUAUCAUAGAUAUUGUUAUGGGUAUAAUAAUUUAGAUGAAUAAUGUGAUCCAUGUUAAGAUAAUGUUGAGAAACCUGAAUGCUAUAUUUGUGGAUAGAAUGGAUUACUUAAAAGAGUUUCUGGAUAUCAUGAAAUGUAUGUACAUGUUCUAUGUGCAAUUUUUGAUCCAAAUAUAUGGGUGAGAGAUUAUCAUACAAUGUCAUUUAGUUUAUAAAAUAAAAUAGAUAAAAAAACAAAGGAAAAAUGUUAGAAUUGUGAUAAUUAAGGAGCUUAGAUAAAAUGUUAGGAUUGCACAACAUUUGCACAUCCACAUUGUAUUUUAAAAGAAAAAGUAGAAAAAGAGUUGUAGCUAAUUGAAAAUUAAUAAUGGAUUUUUAAUCUUAAAUUUCAUGAUAGUGAUUUGGAUCCAAGUAUAAUAGAUGUAGGGAAUUAAGAAAUUUAAAAUGAAUUAUAUGAUAUUUAGGAAGCCUUUUAGAAUGCAAUUGAAAUGAUCUAUGAAAUUCCAUAACAGAAUGAAAAUUUAAUCAUUAAAUUAAAAGAUGAAGUAUAAUUUAACCUAGAAACUAUAUUUGAAAAUUAUUCAUUACCUAAAUCUAAUGAAAAUUGUUGGUCUUCUGAGAAUAAAGUAGAAAGUUAUUGUUAAUCUCAUAUGGAAAGUCAUAUGAUUUUUUGUAUUUGUAGAAAAUCAUUAAAUAAUUCAUAAAUGGUUUAAUGUGAUCAUUGUUAUGAAUGGUUCCAUUUUGGAUGUAUUAAAAAACGUUUAAUAAAAGAAGAAUCUUAUGUUUGUGAAGCUUGUAAAAGAUGGAGUAUUAAAAGAUGUAAAAUUGACAUAGAUGAUCCUUAAUUAUUAAGUUUGGAAGAUUUGCUUAUACCAAAUGAUAUAUAUAAAGUACACUUAUUAGACUUAUUACCCAUUUUAUUAUAUAUGGAAGCUAUUAUGAGAAGAUUAUAAAGGUUACCUUUAAGUAAGGCAGACUUUAAAAAUUUAAAGUUAAUUAAAUAAUUCUUAGCUUCAAUGCCUAUCAAAUCAUCUGCAGAAAUUUAAUUAGAUAAAAUAUUAUUGAGGUAAAAAUUAUUAGAAGAAUUAAAAUAAUAAAUGUUAUUUAUAAUACCAGUUUAAUUAGAAAAAAAUAAAUCUUUUUUUGAAGAAUUAAUUAUAUAAUUAAAAAACAAAGGAUAUUUAUUUGAAAAAUAUGAAAGAAAAGAUUUUAAAUCUUUUAUAUUAUCAAGAAAAUAAAUUAAAUUUAAAAUCAAAAAAGGAAUAAAUGAUGGUUAUUUAGUAGCAAACACAUUUAAUCUUUUGGAAGAAAACUUAGUUGAUAUAGAAAAAUUGUUUAUUUAUCAAAAUUAGAAUCUAUUUUAAUUAAUUAAUCGUUAUAUUGUAUCAUAAAAUAUUAAGAAUUAAUUCAAAUAACUAUUCAAUGUAACUAAAUUUUAAUGGGAUAUUCCAUGUAUUGAAAGUUAACUUGAAUUAAUUUUAUUUAAAUAAUAUAUAUUGAUGAAAAAUUAAAAAAGCAAACCAUUUAUAGAGAAAUUGAUAGAAUUAAAAAAAAUGGCUUAUAAAAGUAAUAUUACAAUGGGAUGUAUAAAAUUAAUAGAAAAAAUAAUAGAAGAAUGUUUAAUUUUGGAAAAUGUUAAUAUAUAAACAAAUUUAUAAUAAAUAAUAGAAUUUCCUUUUAAUAGUGAUAAAUUGUUAAAUAAUAUAUAAUCUCAUUUUGAAACUUAAUUGAUUGAGGAAUUUACAAUUGAUUUGGAAUAAAAAAUAUUGAAAAAUUGUCAUUUAACUGAAAGAGAAUAUAUGGGACUUUAUAGUUUUGAGAAUAUUAAAAAAGCUGCAUAAAGAUCAUAAAUAAUAGGUUAAGUUUUUAAUUAAUUAGUUGAAAUUAAUGAGAAAUUUUCAAAUUAAGAAAAAAUCACAAAUGAAUUUUGUACAGAAAUGCUAAAUUUGACGGAGAAUUGUUUAUUGACGACUGAAUAUAUAGAGAAUUAAAAAAUAAAGCUUAGAUAAUUCAAAGAAUUUGAUAAGAAAUUAAAGGAAAUUUUAAGUAUAAAGGAAUUAGAGGAAAUAGAAAAUAAAUGUAAAGUAUAUGGGUUUGAAUUAGAAACUGAAAGUCGUAUGAGAGAAUUGAUAUAAGCAAGAAAUAUAGUUGAAAGGAAAGGUAGUAUAAUUGAUAAUUUGGAUUAAUAUAGAUAUUUAAAAUCAAGAGAACUUGAAGAAUAUAUAGAGUUGAUAUAAUAGUAAAUAGAAUUUAUUCGUUAAUUUUACUAUAUAGCAUAUAAUCAUUAAGAGAAUUUACAGAUAAUGUUAUAAAAAGUGAAGGAGAUUAAAGAUUUAGAUUUUAGUAAUGAACUAAUAUCUUAGGUAAUAAUUCCUGAGAUUGUUUUUGAUGAGAUAAAAUAAAUUGUAUAGAAUUUUAGAUAAAUACAUUGGAGAUAUGAAUGUUAGAGAUUGUUGAAUUAAUCAAAUAGUAUUGAAUAGGAAUGUGGGAAAAAGAGGUAUAAUAUAGUAUAAGUGAUGAAAUUGUUGAAUUGUGAUAGUUAAAUUUAAGAUCAUUAUUAUUUGAUGUAGAUGCAAAAGAUAAAAAGUUAGUAUGAGAAUUGGUUGUAAACAUUGAGAGAAUUUGAAUUGUAAUUGUAAAGUUGUAAAGCACCAGAAUAGUAUUUACUAAUUAAAUUAUUAAACAGUAAUUAAUAUGAUGAUCCAGCAUUAUAAAGUCAAUUAUGGUCAUUUUAUAUUUAGAUGCUUUGGAUGUAGAAAGCAGAAGAGUUUUUAGAAUCUAAAGCAAAUGUAAUAAGUUUAAGAACUUUAAUAAAUUGUUCUCAUGUUGCUAAUAUAAAAUAAAAUAAUUAAUUAUUAAAUAAAUUAAAAGAGAAUUUAGAUGUAAUUUAAAAUUUAAAUUAAAAAAUGAAAGAAUUUUAAGAAUAACGAAUGUGGUGGUUGAGAAAUCGAGAAUAAAUUAAUCAUUUAUAAACAUAUAAAUAAUACUAUGAGUUUUUAGAGAAUAAAUUGGAUGCUGAAUAAAUGAAUGAAAUAUUGAUGAAAGCAAAGUAGUAUUCAGUGUAUAAAUUGAAAGAAUUAGAGGAUGAUUUAUAAGAAGUAAAGAUAGUUUUAUAUCAAUAUAAUGAUUUAGUAUAGUAAUAGCCAGAGAAUAAUGUGUAUAUUUAAUAAUUAUAGAAAACAAGAACAUUUUAUUGUAGAUGCUUUUUAAAAGUUUAAGGAUUUAGUUUAUAAUUGAUGUAUAAUAUGAUAAAGUAGUAAUCGUUAAGAAAUUUGAAAUUAAGAAGUUCGAAUGAUUCGAUUUAAGAGAGAUUGAAUGAAAUAGAUCUUUUAGUUGUAUUUGGAGGAGAGGAAUGGGAAUAAAAGUUACUUGGUAUUAAUAAAUAGAGAUAGAGGAAUACUAAUAGUGCAGAUUUGAAAUUUAUAGAUUAUGUAAGAUAUAUGAAUUAAUAUUAAGAGUUUAAGAGAUGAUUUUGAAUGGAUAGGAUGGUUAAAAGAGAGUUUGAAAAAUAAAAGUUAGAAUAAGAAGUAAUUAAAAGAGGAGAAGAUUGAGAAAAAAAAGUUAGAAUAAAUGAAAGUAGAUGUAAUUUUAGAAGAAGAGAGAAAAAUAUCAAGGGAAUUGAUUACUAAAAUGUUACAUACAUAUAAAAAUUGGAGAAAAGUGAAUGAAUAGUCUAUUAUGAAUUUAGAAGCAUAAAUAUUUAUGGAGAUGAGAGGAGAUAAAGAGAAAUAUUUAAAAGAGAUAGAUAAAAUAAAGUCUAUAAUAAAACUUAAUAUUUAGAAAGAGUAUUAAUAAUAUUUAUAAUUAGUUUAUUAUAUGAAGAAAUGAGAAAAAUAAAAUAUCAAGGAGUUAAAAAUAAUGCACAAAAAUAAUAAAAGAGAAUAGUUUAAAAGUAAUAAUAAUAAUAAUAGAAUAAUAAAAUAGUUAAGAUAACAUCUUAAUCUAUUAUUCCAUAAAUAAUUUGUAAGAAAUUAAUAGAAUAAAUAGAACCAAAAUAAUAGAAUUAAAUAGAAGUACAAAAUAAAAUUGGAAAUGAAACACAAUAAUAAUAAAAUGUGGAUUAUUAAAUAGAAGGAUCUAAAAUAGAAGAAAAAUAAGUUUUAAUGAAUAUCGGAGAACUUAAUAUAAUGUUAAAAAAGAAAUCUAAUGAAAAUAGAGAUUCAUGGUUGAUACGACCAUCAUUAUUAACUUAUGAUCAUAAUUAGACAUAAUAUUUUCCUAGAACUGAAUUAAUUACUGUGACUUGUGAAACAUAUUCUUCAGUUAAAACAGUUAUUGAAUAUUUGACUUAAAAAAAUACUUAAUUUAGAAUGAUAAUAGGAUGGGUUUAUUCUAAAAAUAUAGCAGUAGCAGGAGAUAUUUUUAAUUUGGCUGAUAAAUUAAAAUAUUCUAAAUAAUGUGUCGGAACUAAAUAAGGAAAUGUCGGAUUAACCUUAAUUUAUUAUGAUUUUCUAAAGAAAUUAAAACCUGUUACAAAAUGGAUACUUUUGAGAGACUAAUUUGAGUAAAUGUAUAAUAAUUAUAUUAGAAAUGAAUAGAUAAUGAGUAAUUUAUAAAAUUAUCAUACAUUAGAGAAAUUUAAAGCUCGUCUAUGUUUUGUUUAUUAUAUAAAAGAAUGUAAGAUUUGUAUAAAUACCAUAAUAUCUUAACCUGUGGAUUAUAUAGAUGUAAUGGAGGAACCAAAAUUAAAGAACAUUAUUGACGACUAUAAAUGUCUUUAAAAAUAACAUUCAAUUAAAUCUAAUAAUGUAGAUUAGAUUAAAGAAGAGAAUAAAGAUGGUGAUGUGUAACAAAACUAAAGUAUUCAUACUAUGCUGAUGGAAAUUCCUAACAUUUUUACCUUAUUAAAUUAAUGA